CCAUCACGGUAAGGAGCCCAUCAGCGUGGACCACAUCUCAGAGCUGCAGCGGAGCUCCGGUCUGGACGCGGGCCAAGCCUGUCUGGUGUCAAACCAGCCUGAACAGAUACUCUCAGACGUCUCCUUUUUUCACCUCAUUCCUGAGACAGGACUCUGCCCACCCCUUAUGUAAAGCAAUUUAAACCUGAUAGCACAUCAUCUCCACUGAAAAUAGUUGCUGGACUAUCAGACAGUCGCGUUUUACUUUUUUCCCCAAAUACGCACUUUCCCACCGUGCACAGCCCGAGCCGGUCAUGGCUUUACCUGCAAUCGCCUUCAUCCAGCUGUCUGUGAUAAUAUCUUUUUAAUCCAAGCUUGAUUUGCAGAUUCAACAAGUUCCGACUUCUCUAAUGUUUUAUAGUUUUCAUUUUAUCCGUGGAAAUGCUCCGUCCAGAUCCAUAAAGGACCGAAGUUCAAUUUAAUAUGAACUUAUUGCCAAGUGGAAUAUGUUUUUAUUUAUCUUUAGCAAUCUGCUGGCUGACGGCCGAGGUCGAUGCGUCCUGGUGGUACAUGGGCACCCUGGGUUCCCAGGUGAUGUGUGACAACAUCCCUGGACUUGUGAACAAGCAGCGUCAGCUGUGCCGCCAGCACCCCAAAGUGAUGCAGGCCAUCGGGGCCGGGAUGAAGGAAUGGCUCUCAGAGUGCCAGCACCAAUUCCGAAACCACCGCUGGAACUGCAACACCACGGCCAGGGACCACAACCUGUUCGGACGCCUGCUGCAACGCAGCAGUCGCGAAGUAGCCUUCAUGUACGCCAUCUCUUCAGCCGGUGUGGUUUACACGCUGGCUCGAGCCUGCAGCCAAGGUGAGCUGGACUCCUGCUCCUGCGAUCCCACAAAGAAGGGCUCGUCGCAGGACGCCCAAGGCUCUUUUGACUGGGGUGGCUGCAGUGACCACGUGGAGCACGCCAUGCGCUUCAGCCAGAGCUUUGUGGACGCCAAGGAGAGGAAGGAGAGGGACGCCCGGGCGCUCAUGAACUUGCACAACAACCGAGCUGGCAGGAAGGCGGUGAAGCGCUUCAUGACUCUGGAGUGUAAAUGUCACGGCGUUAGCGGCUCGUGCAGUGUUCGGACCUGCUGGCUGGCAAUGGCCGACUUCAGACGCACCGGCGACCACCUUCGCAAGAGGUAUAACGGCGCAGUGCAAGUGGCCGUCAACCAGUACGGAACUGGGUUUACCGCCGCGCACACACACUUCAAACGACCCAGCAAGAAUGACCUGGUGUACUUCGAGGACUCGCCGGACUACUGCAUACGGGACCACGAGUCAGGGUCAGUGGGGACAGGAGGGCGGCUCUGUAACCGGACGUCCCGCGGAGUGGACGGCUGCGAGGUGAUGUGCUGCGGUCGAGGCUACGACACGUCGCGGGUCAGCCGGACCACCAAGUGCGAGUGCAAGUUCCACUGGUGCUGCGCCGUGCACUGCCGCGACUGCCACCAGCAGGUUGACGUGCACACCUGUAAAGGCCAGACGUGACGCCGCCGCCACAGAACAACACGGACCGCUCCCAUUCAACCAGCAGUCCUACUGUUGUUCUGGGCUACUGUCAUCAAGCUGGAAGUGACAAUCCAAAAGGACGUUUCGACUCCACGAGCCUUUACCAAGCCCUCAGUGGUUCUGCACCAAAAGAUCACCUGUCAAUUAAACAGUAGGUAGUAGUCUCUGUGAAUGUUUGAGUAUGUGUAGGUGGUCGUGUUUUUGCUGCUCAUGCUCAUCACCCAGCUGUUUACUCCAACCACAACAAGAAGGUAACUCUUCUGUCUGCUAGGGCUCCCAGACUCCAGAGGAUCAGAGAGGAAAAUCUGCAUGUUACAGAUUAAA
Messenger RNA from Etheostoma cragini (Arkansas darter), 1860 nucleotides. RefSeq names its product wingless-type MMTV integration site family member 2 (gene wnt2). Gene Ontology annotation, molecular function: frizzled binding; cytokine activity. The record is from RefSeq and is a predicted model, not a curated record. The transcript has 5 exons. Gene Ontology annotation, biological process: neuron differentiation; multicellular organism development; cell fate commitment. Gene Ontology annotation, cellular component: extracellular region. Bases 463 to 1515 code for a protein of 350 amino acids. NCBI's taxonomy places the organism in Eukaryota, Metazoa, Chordata, Actinopteri, Perciformes, Percidae.